Messenger RNA from Girardinichthys multiradiatus, 4710 nucleotides. RefSeq names its product dnaJ homolog subfamily C member 16-like. The coding region runs from base 144 to 2612 and encodes 822 amino acids. NCBI's taxonomy places the organism in Eukaryota, Metazoa, Chordata, Actinopteri, Cyprinodontiformes, Goodeidae. The record is from RefSeq and is a predicted model, not a curated record. The transcript has 15 exons.
UGACGCUUUCGAUUUGCAGAUGUCCAUCAUCAGUAGGGAAAAUGAUGGCCUUGUCGUAGUAAAGCGGUUGCAUGUUGCCCGUACUUUAGCUUGACACUGGAAACCUUCACAGACCCGACCAUGUAAGGUUUAAUCUCCGCUGUAUGAUAGCUGCCGUGACGUCAGACUGUAACAGCAGCAUAAAGAUGAUGACGGCUCGGAGCACUGGUUGGACCGCUCGGACAUGUCCAGUCUCUCUCGCCAUUUUUCUGCUCAUUAUUACUUUACAUGUGGUGCAAUCGACUUACGACUUUGACCCGUAUAAGGUCCUGAGCGUCAGCAGGAGUGCCAGUCAAGCAGAAAUUAAGCGGGCAUACAAGAACCUGGUCAGAGAAUGGCACCCAGACAAGAACAAGGACCCCGGUGCUGAAGACAUGUUUAUAAAAAUUUCCAAGUCCUACGAGAUCCUUUCUAAUGAGGAGCGAAGGUCCAACUUUGAUCGCUAUGGACAGAUGGAUGAAAACCAACCAUUCGGACAGUCGCAACAUCGCGGUUUCCGCCACUUUGAUCACAGUUUCUACUUCGAUGAGUCCUUUUUCCAUUUUCCCAGGUCCAGGGAUUUUGCAGACAGCAAGUACAUGCUGCACCAUGCGCACUUUAACAGUGACGUUCUCCCAGACAGUUACAAGAGGCCAUACCUUAUCAAAGUGACUUCAGAGUGGUGCUUUGCCUGCAUCCACAUUGAGCCUGUGUGGAAAGAGGUGGCGAUGGAGCUGGAACCUUUGGGCGUGGGCUUCGGCAUCGUAGACCUUGGUUCUGAGCGUCGCUUGGCCAACCAGCUGGGGGCUUAUCAGGCUCCCUCCAUCAUCGGGCUGGUGAACGGCAGGAUGACCUUCUUCCACCAGGCUGUAGUACGGGAGCACCUGCGACAGUUUGUGGAGGAUCUGCUGCCUCACAACCUGGUGGAGAGGAUCAAUGACAACAACUAUCAGGCUUUUCUUGACAGUUGGCGUGUGGAAAACAAGCCCAGUUUGCUGCUGUUUGACGUGGUUCCUGUUGUGCCUCUUCUGUACAAGUUGACAGCAUUUGCCUUCAGAGACUACGUUCGCUUUGGCUACGUGGAUCAAGGUGCAACCCACAACACUAAGCUCCUGCAGCAGUUUAACAUCAACACCUACGCUCCCACCAUGCUGUUGUUUAAGGAGGACACAGAGAAGCCUGUAGACGUCAUCCAGGCCAGAGGCAUGAAGAAACAGCUGAUGGAUGAGUUUGUUUCGAACAACAAGUUUCUGCAGGUGCCGCGGCUCAUCAACCAGCAGCUGUUUGAUGAGCUGUGUCCCGUUAAACAGUUUCACCGGCGGAGGAAGUACUGUGUGCUGCUCAUCACUGGGGAGGAUGAAGCUUUCCACCCAGGCAACAAGGCCUUUGUGGACUUUGCCACUGUCAACAAAAAAGACGUUCUACGGUUUGCAUAUGUCUACCAACGUCAGCAGCAGCCUCUCUGUCAGGCACUUCUACACACUCAGGCUGCCACCUUUCCUCAGGUGGUGAUUCUGGAGAGGCGGAGUCAGGCAGGCAGGGUGCUGUACCGCUCUGUGAGCAGCGGCUGGAACGGCAGCGAGGAGGACAAGUACCGUCUCCACGAGCAGCUGGAGCUCCUGCAGAAAGACCCCACCUACCUGAGCUCCGACACAACCUUACCAGAACUCAACAAUGAGAUGGCUCCAAUUUUUAUUAUUCAGUGGAUGCAUGCUGCUUAUGAUUACAUCCUUCAAAUAUAUGAUGGCCUUCUCUACUCAAACUGGCGAGAGAUGAUGCCCAUUCUGUCCUUGAUCUUCUCAGCUCUCUUCAUUCUGUUUGGGACUGUUAUCAUCCAGGCUUUCAGUGAGCCAAGUGAGAGCAAACCUCACAAACCGAAGCCAAAGGAGCAAAACACAACUCAAACUGAGGAUGAUGCAUCUAGCAGAGCAAGUACCUCAAGCCGUCCUCCAAGGAAGGACUUUGUGGAAGUGACCGAGCUAACAGAUAUCACCUACACUAGUAACCUGGUGAAACUAAGACCGGGUCACAUCAACGUUGUACUGGUGCUCACCAAUGCCUCCAAAAAUGCUUUGCUCAGGAAGUUUGCAAAGGAGGUUUUCUCUUUCUCUGGCACUCAGACCCUCCACUUCUCCUUCCUUAAUGCUGAUAAGCACCGCCACUGGAUGCCAUUGCUCCUUCAUUCAGCCUGUCCUGCGGGACCGAGUGAAAGCCACUUCGAUGACGAGGAGUCAUCAGACUACACAGGCCACGUCCUGGCCCUCAACGGCUACAAGAAAUAUUUUUGCCUCUUUAGACCUGUCUUCACCGGGGACGACCCCAACGACUCGUCAUCUGACACCUCCGACUCCAGGAGGACAUCACGGUCCAGAUCCAGGUCCAGCUCUCACUCCCGGUCCCGUUCUCAUUCCAGGGAAGACGGAGCCAUGCCCAAAAGAGGUUCGACCAGGGCCACGAGCAUAGAGGUCCACCACAAGCUGGACAGGCUUGGAUUGUGGAUGGAAAGGCUCAUGGAGGGCACCCUGCCCAGAUUGUAUGUCUCAUCGUGGCCUACAUUAGGCGAAGCCUCCACCAGCUUCGCCACCGAGAGCUGAGGUCAGAGUAAAGAACAGCUGCACCUUCUGGUUUUGCCUCCUAAACAAAGAAAGCUUCAGAGCAACCAUGAUGUUUUCAGUUAACUGUUUAAGUUAUGUUUGGUAAACGUAGCACGGUACUGAUCUGUUGGCACUGAUGGUGUUGGUGAGCAGCAACACCCUGCAGAGGAGUGUUAGGAUAAAAAAAAUGCAAAUGUCCAUAUUGCUUCAUCAUAUUCACAAUCCGUAUGAAUCAUAGCGCAGGAGAUGUUCACUGCGUCUGGCUCUAUCUAAGAUUAACACCAAGAGGCAGUAGCAGAAAACUCCUGCUAAGUUAGCAGAAACAUUUGUGUGUAUAUGUAUUUGUUACGCUAUUCUGUACCACUGGUUUUAUUUGUGAAUUUCAUAAUUACAUGGACACACCCUGCUCAGUCAGGCCCAGAUAAAAACAUUGCCUACAUCUAAACUGAAUGAACUUGAAAAUCAAAGUAAGUGCAAAGAAGAGGCAGGAAACACAAAAUAACAAAGAAUGAGUAGAAAAUAUCUGAGCAGUUCUGAGCAAAGGCCCUAAAGAAUAAUGACAGCUUCCAGGGCCAAGAAAGCUCUUCAGACACCCUGCCUUAUACAGGGAAUGUACAUUUAGCCUGUAUAUUGGGUCAUACAGCCAAGCAUGGGAUAUUUAAUGUCCAAAAGAUGCAACUCAGGACCCGUAUAUCCCAAUUUGGAUGUAUAUGUUGGGCAAAAAAACAGAUCCAGCAGCAAAAAAACUGUAUGAGCUUAUCUCUACUCAUUUUUGUCUUAAAGUUGCAUUAACAAGCCAUAUAAAUACCCAGUAGAACUCAUAGCUAAGAGAAUAUAUAAAAAAAAACCUAAGAGAAAACAAAAUUUGAAGCAAAUAGUGGGUUAGCUUUGUUUGUGCUUUGUUUUGUUCUGCCAUGAAAAAUCUCUUUUCUUUAUAAAUAUCAAUUUGCUUAUAGGACAAGCCAUACAUGGCUUUUUGUCUAUCUUUCCUUUCUCCUGCCCCAGGAGUUUAAUUGUUUGCUGUAACCGCUGUCUCUUUUAUUCAUUAGGUAAAGUCAUGCAGUUUGGGAAACAGGCCUUUUUUUGCAUUACUUAAAUUAUUUAAAAACCCAUCAAGCCUCUGAAAUGCACUUCAAGCUUUGAAACCCUUUCAAGUAGGACAUCUCUUCAGAGUUAGAUUUUUAGCAUGUGGUCUGAAGGACUAGAUUUAGGCUCAGAAUUAUUCAUACCCAUGGCAGAUUUUAAACUAUUUUUAAGCAACCAAGAAGUUUGUCUAUAAUUGGAAAUAACACAACAUCUUCCAAAAGAUGGUGCACAAAAUGAAAAAUUUAUUUUUGUUGUCUUUUUACAUUUUAACAAAACAAAUGGCAUGUUGAAUAUUAUUUAAAACCUUAAUAAUCUGUGAAAAGCCUUUAGGGAUAUUGCGGCAAUCGAACAGCUUUUUUGAUGUUUUCACUGAUAUUUUUGACCACUCAUCUUUUGCAACAAGCUCAAGUCUUUGAGGCUGGAAGGCCUCCCUGUCAUCACCCUAAUCUUCCAGAUUCCAGUCAGGCCUCCAGCUGGGCCACUCCAAAACAUUAUUACUUCCAGUCAGAGGAAACACCUUGGUCAAAUAUAUGUUUCUUUAACUCAAAAUCUGCCAGGGGUAUGAAUAAUUAGCAGUUUAAUCUUUUUCUCCUUUUGUCCAUAAUUUUUGGACCCGAUGAAUAUUAAACUUUUAUACACUGAUCGUUUAAAAACUAAAAAUAGUUUGGCUUGUAACAUUUUGUUUGGAACGAACAAUCCAGACAUUUAAUACCGUCUUUUUUUAAAUCUUAACCUUUAACCUCGAAGUGUGUAUGCUUGGGUAGCUAGACUUUAAAAACGCUGCUGGAUAAAUGUAGUCAUUUUUUCCCACUGAAUGCUUAAAUAUUUCACAUUUCCUGAUGUUGAACUUAACUGUUAAUAACACAUUGCUGCUCAACAAAUGAUUUUUUUUUCUGCUCUAACGGUACAAAAUGAAAGAGGACUCAUUUUCAAAAACCUUUUAUUUAUUAAAAUGUGUGCAUCAAUUUCUGUUUUGCUUCUUGGAACUAAUAAAUAUUUUUAUCUACAUUAA